Molecule: messenger RNA, 882 nt
Organism: Colletotrichum karsti
Lineage: Eukaryota; Fungi; Ascomycota; Sordariomycetes; Glomerellales; Glomerellaceae
Exons: 3
Coding region: 1-882 (293 amino acids)
Source: RefSeq, a predicted model, not a curated record
AUGUCGUUCUCUCUUGUUUCCACCUUUUCUCUCCUGCUUUCCGCGGCUGGUGCCGCAAACGCUGCCAAGCAGUGUGCCAUUCAGUUCGAAGGCAGAAUACCCACCAACUUCACUCCAGCAGACUUCGAUACAUCCGCUAGCCCUUUCAACAAUGGCUUUGUCUUUGGCAAGGGCCUGAAGGCCAGCGAUGUAGUCACGAUUCCCACUGGGCUGUCCUCGUUGUUUGAUGCCAACUCCAGCAAACCCUUUGAGGUCAACAUUGACGACAGGUCUAUUUUCGCGCCCACCGAAACCAACGUCCAGACCGGUUUUCGUCGCGCCGAGAUGCUCCCUAUGAGCAACAAUGGUACUGAUCCAUCAACUUCUGGGAUCAAGACGGUGCACUGGAGCAUGAUGAAGGAUCCCAAGAAGCCUCUCAACCUGACACAUGAAUACCAAAUGGUGUUUCUUGAGAGCUCAAUUUUCAGCUCAAACCAGUUUGCCUUGAAAUACGGAGAUCUCAUCGGUAUUCACCCUGCGGACCCGGAUGUGCUCCAUCUUUUCGGCAACUCCAACACCAAGCCCUUCCAGCCUGAGUUGUUCACCACCAAGUUCACGGAUGGCGUCUUCCACAACUUUGCCUUGACUCUGGACUUCAACAAGAACCUUACUCAAAUCUACUACUCCCAAGGAAACGCGCCUCUUGUUGCCCAAGGAAAGCCGGUCGAGAAUGAUAUCUCAGGUCAAGGACAGUUCCAUUUCGGGGUUUUGAAGAAGUCGAUCAACGGUACCGGUGAUCUGACCAAGUCAGGGUUCCAUGAGUCGGGUAUCAACGAGGGCAUCAUCUUUGGUGGCAUCUUCCAGGAGGACAGCGCUGAUGGAUGUGUCAGUUUGUCUCCUUGA